This is a messenger RNA of Blastomyces dermatitidis ER-3, 293 nucleotides long. RefSeq lists its product as uncharacterized. The record is from RefSeq and is a predicted model, not a curated record. Bases 12 to 293 code for a protein of 93 amino acids. The transcript has a single exon. NCBI's taxonomy places the organism in Eukaryota, Fungi, Ascomycota, Eurotiomycetes, Onygenales, Ajellomycetaceae.
UGGGCCCUUCUAUGAAAUCUUCUCCUCUCGUAAGACGAACGGCCAGCCCUUCAUCCAAAAACAUGGCAGGACCUAACGGUGAAAUCGUCGAUAGAGGCGUGGCAGCGCAUCAGCGGAAGAUAUAUCUAUCCUGGCUAGUGCUAGUCUGGGGUUCCGCUCCCAAGAGGCUCCAGGCUCCAGAUAUGGUUUAUAGGCACUGCCAAGGGCGCGGAUGGCUGGGAUUCCCGUUUCUAAAAAAGGCUUCCCUUCUCCUUCAGGAUUUCGCCGAUCAAAUGGCCUGGUUCAUCAGAUAA